Messenger RNA from Anguilla anguilla (European eel), 2961 nucleotides. RefSeq names its product protein ANTAGONIST OF LIKE HETEROCHROMATIN PROTEIN 1-like. Lineage: Eukaryota; Metazoa; Chordata; Actinopteri; Anguilliformes; Anguillidae. The record is from RefSeq and is a predicted model, not a curated record. Bases 747 to 2036 code for a protein of 429 amino acids. The transcript is spliced from 2 exons.
UCAAAAAGGUGCUGGAAACGUUACGUAGGGAUUUUGGUCCAUGCUGACUCAAUAGCAUCACGCAGUACCGGCGGAUUUUUUGGCUAUACAUUUAUGCUGCGAACCUUCCGUUGCUACUAAUCCCAAAAGUGCUCUAUUGGGUUCAGAUCUGGGGGCUGUGCGGGGGCUGGAGUAAACUGAAGCCACUGCCAUGUUUGCGCUGUAUAAACCGAGACAGCGCAAACACGGGGGGAAACAUCUGGUUUAUUUUUGCUAUGUAAAUGCCAAGCUAAUAUCAGGCAUGUCUGACCGUAAAAAUGGAUAUAGUCGGGCUAAGCAGGCAGUUUGAUGUAUGUUUUCUGUCGCUGUAAUUACGUAAUAAAUUAAUGGUGUGAUGAAUCACGUCCUGCUAUAGUACAAAGUGAGGAGAAUGCAAUUAAAUUAUUGGUCAUCAGUACAGUUUAAUUCAGCACCGAAACUAUUAUGGAAAACCAACUUUGUGAUGCAGGACCAGCUUUACUUCCCCCGCUCCUCCUACUUCUGACUAUUUUGGCAUACAGUCAUAUUUAUCUUCUGAUAAAUCGAGCUGAUGUUAGGCGCCACCGUAUGAACAUACUAGCGAUAUGGGUUUCAGGUUCUAAAUGUUAACAGAGAGGUUGAAAUUAUCAUUACGGUCAUCUCGUCGCCACACUCCAAUACACUAGGCGGCGUUCAAUCUAACCAAAGUUUACAUUUAAAACCCCGUAUAAGAACAAGAAAGCUCAACAAUGGCGGACGACACAGAUGAAUGUGAAGCGCUGCUUGUUCACAUGUCUCUGUGUUUACAGUCAGUGCUGGAUUCAUACAAGAAGAGGCAAGCUAUCCGCGCAAAGAGGAUCGAGGAGGCAAACCGACCGCCAGCGGUGCUCAGAAAUUCAAAUAGGAAAUAUGUAUCUGUCUUGCGCCGUGGUCUCCAAAGGAGAAAUAUGAGUGUGCUCAUGGCGAACUUUCAGCGGAGAAGAAAAGUUGCGCUGUGGAAGCACCUGAGAUCCUCAGAAUGGUGGGACAACGUCGCGUGCAGCUUCACCGAUUCCCAGUGGCAGAGAAGCUUCCGGGUCUCCAGAGACACGUUCCGCUACCUCUGCGCGAAGGUGAAGCCAGCGAUCGAGCGCAAGGACACGGUGCUGCGGCUGUGCGUGCCCUUGGAGAAGAGGGUGGGCAUUGCCCUCUGGAAGCUGGCCACCGGUUCCGAUUACCGAACCGUGGGGCACCUCUUCGGGGUCGGCGUCACCACGGUCUGCAGGUGCCUGCACGAGUUCUGCCAGGCCGUUAACCGGAUAGUCCUGCCCGAGGUCUUGCCCGAGCUCAAGCCCGAGGAGCUGGAGGACAUGGCCGCCCUCUUCGAGCGGGAGUGGGGCGUGCCGCAGUGCGUCGGGGUCGUCGACAGCUCCCACGUCCCGAUCAUAGCGCCGAAGGAGCUCCACCGCGACUACUGCAACUCCAGAGACCUGCACUCCGUCGUCCUGCAGGCGGCGGUCGACGCCCGAGGGCUGUUUUGGAACGUGUGCGCGGGGUUCCCCGGCGGCGCCAGCGACGCUGACGUGCUCCGGCGGUCGAGCCUGUGGACCCUGGCCCGCCGCAGCGCCCUCUUCUCCAGCCGCACGAGGAGCAUUUGCGGCGAGGACGUGGGGUACUACGUGAUCGCGGACUCCGCCUAUCCUCUGCAGAGCUGGCUCAUGAGACCGUUCGAGGACACGGGGGCCCUCAGCGACCGGCAGAAGCGCUUCAACUCCAGGAUCGGUCGGGCGGGAUCGGUCGCGGAGAACGCAUUUGGGCGGUUGAAGGGGAGGUGGCGCUGCCUGACGAAGAGGAACGAUUGCAACGUGGACGUGAUCCGGGCCAUGGUUGUGACCUGCUGCGUGCUUCACAACCUCUGUGAAAGGAACGGAGAGGCCUUCGCAGAGGAGCCGGACGGCCCGGAAACGCAACAGCCCGCGCACGCUGUUUCACCCGCGGACGAUCCUGAGGGGGCUGCAGUCCGUGACGCACUCGUGCAGUACUUCAGUGUGGAGCGGUGAAGACUACACCAGUCAAAUCAACUGCAUGAGCUAGUGCCUAGUGCAGUGGUAACCAGUCCUGUUCCUGGAGAUCUACCACUUCGUAGGUUUUUCACUCUAAUCCUGACAAUGCUCACGUCAUUCAGACGUUAGAGAUCUUUGUUGAGCUGCUAAUUAGUAAAUUCAAGUGUGCCAAAUUAGGGCUGCAAUGAAAACCUACAGGAUGGUGGAUCUCCAGGAACAGGGUUGGUUACGACUGCCCCAGUGCAUGGAUACUCAAAUCUGGACCUCAAAUCCAAUUUGGCCCUGGUUUAGUUUUCCCCCAGGUAACUAACUGAACAAUUAGUGCUACUGGUUGGCCAGACUGUCUUCAUACCUGAUUCCCAGGUAUAGGGAGAGUGGAAAACCAGCAGUUCUUGGACCUUGAGGGCCAUAAUUAGAGUAACAGGACCCUAGUGGCUUUUAAUUCUCACGUAUUUGGUUGUCCUUCACCAUGCAGCUUAGAAUGCUGGGGUGGUAAUGUGGUCAGAAUAAAAAAAUAAAAUACUAAUUUUGCGAUGUUUAGUUGCCAUUAUCCACCAUAGCUUCCCCAGAGCCUUAAAGAUCUGCUGUAUUUGUGCCGCUGGGGAUCAUUUGUGGUCCCCAGGUUCAACAAAUUAUGGCAGUAGAAUGCUGUUUUUAAGGAACUGUCAGGGAGUGUUUCUUGUCAAAUUAACAGUAUGAAACAAAUAUAUCUAGGGAGGGGAGCGGCAACGGAAAGGGAAGAGAGAAAAUUUGAAAAGUAGAUUUUUUCCUACGUGUAGUGAUUUGUGCUACUUUUGCAGUAAACUUUACAGGCCUUUAGUUCUGAUUUUAUCAUUUGCCGGUCAGAAUUAUACCAGAGACAAUGUACUAGGGCAGGGGUCCUCAAUCUUAUCCAAAAAGGACAGGUGUGGGCGCAGGCUUU